GGCCGGAGCGCCGCCCUUUCCCCGCCCGCCACGGGCGGACGUGACGCACGCGGAAGGAGCGGUCAGGCCGGGCUUCCGUGUACAGAGGGGCUCAGGCCUUGGCGUCGGGAGUGAUCGUUAAGGGUAGAACGCGGCGGCCACCGCCGCUCCUGCGCCAUGUUGCGCGGCUUGGGUACCUGGCUGGGGCUGGAGGUGGAGCGGGCGGGCGAGGAGAAGCUGCUGUCAGCCGAGGAGAGGAGGAGCUCCGCGGAGGAGGAGGCGGCAGCCGCGGCUGGAAUAGAGGAGCCGGUCGUGCAGAGCUCGGAGCAGACGGACUCAGAGGCGCUCCUCAGCCAGGCCAAGGGACUCGGCAGUUACCUCUUAAAUUAUGCUACUGCUGCUACAAAAAAGAUAUCUGAAUCCGUUGCCGAAACAGCACAGACGAUAAAGAAGUCUGUAGAAGAAGGAAAAAUCGACAGUAUUAUUGAUAAGACAAUUAUUGGAGAUUUUCAGAAGGAACAGAAAAAAUUUGUCCAAGAGCAGCAAACAAAAAAGUCAGAAGCAGCAGUGCCUCCCUGGGUAGACAGCAAUGAAGAAGAGACAAUUCAACAACAAAUACUGGCCUUAUCAGCAGAUAAACGAAAUUUUCUACGGGAUCCUCCAGCAGGUGUGCAGUUUAAUUUUGACUUUGAUCAAAUGUACCCUGUUGCAAUGGUGAUGUUACAAGAAGAUCAACUUCUCAAUAGGAUGAGGUUUGAUCUCGUUCCCAAACACAUAAAGGAGGAAGUGUUCUGGAGAAAUUAUUUCUAUAGAGUGUCCCUAAUUAAACAGUCUGCACAACUCACAGCACUUGCAGCUCAACAGCAAGCAGCAGACAAAGAAGAAAACAAAGGCAGAGAGGAGGAUAGUCCACUGAAAGAAACAGUACGGCCAAAGACACCACCUGUUACAAUAAAGCCUCAAAUGAAAUCUCAAGAGGACGAGGAAGAGAUUUCCACAAGUCCAGGUGUAUCAGAAUUUGUGAGUGACGCUUUUGGUGCGUGUAAUCUGAAUCAGGAAGACCUAAGAAAAGAAAUGGAACAACUAGUACUAGACAAAAAGAAGGAAGAGACUUCAGUAGUAGAAGAAGAAACUGCUGAUUGGGAAAAGGAAUUACAACAAGAGCUUCAAGAGUAUGAAGUGGUGACAGAAUCAGAAAAGCGUGAUGAAAACUGGGAUAAAGAAAUAGAAGAAAUGUUGCAAGAAGAAAACUGAACAUUUUCACAAAAUCACUGUAAACCUAAGCUUUUUCUGAGGACUGACAUGGAUUUCUGCUUUCAUAUUUUGCUUAUAAAAGAUCUUCAAAAGACAUAAAAGAAUCUAAAAUCAUUAUAAUUCCAUAUGGGAAUACAACCAGUAUUUCUGUUCUUUAUAUGAGCAGUUUCUGAACUUGUACAUUCUUCAAAAGAAAAAAAAAAUGAGCAGACAGACACCGCAGGUUAUAUGUCAUGAUUAAAAGUGAUAACAUUGUUACAUGAAACAACAGUUCAGUUUGAAGCAUUUUUAGGUGGUGCAGAAGCUCCACAAAGAGAUUUCUAAAUCUAAGAAUCUCUUUUUUUUUUUUCCUAUAGCCUUCUGUUUGGAUAUAAAAUUGGGUGUUGUAAGUAACUUAGUCCUUGGAAAUUACUCUGUCUUCAUAUUUGCACUCUGAUCCCUGUAUAAUCUGUAAAUGUGUACUAUUUUUAAUGUACUUGUAGCUAAUAACUUUCAUAUGUAUUUAACUUCCUUUAUGUAUGUAGCCAAAGAAUGUAUAGAAAACCUUACUGAAAAAAGACUAAUUCAGACUCCAAAAGAAGUACUGAUUAAUUAUUGAUCAAGUAUCUUUAACUGGCAAACAUUUAAGCAUCUAAAUAAGAAGAGAGUUAUUAACUCAUUGAAUUAAACCAUUAAAUCAUCAUAUUAAGAUACUGCCUUUUGCCACAGAGAAAUGGUUUAAUGCAUUCUUUCUUCAGAAGACUGUUUCCAUUUAAUUUUGGUGAGCAAGUGCAAAUAAAAUGUUUCGCUUUAAGCACUGAAACAUUUAUGUAAAAACUUUGGCUGGUUUGGACAUCUUUAUUAAAUACUGUAGAUAUGUAUCAAA
Messenger RNA from Colius striatus (speckled mousebird), 2098 nucleotides. It is a transcript of the gene SYAP1, whose product is annotated as synapse associated protein 1. Lineage: Eukaryota; Metazoa; Chordata; Aves; Coliiformes; Coliidae. The record is from RefSeq and is a predicted model, not a curated record. Gene Ontology annotation, cellular component: synapse; cytoplasm. Bases 157 to 1233 code for a protein of 358 amino acids. The transcript is spliced from 9 exons.